Messenger RNA from Anguilla anguilla (European eel), 1381 nucleotides. RefSeq names its product malate dehydrogenase 1Ab, NAD (soluble) (gene mdh1ab). The record is from RefSeq and is a predicted model, not a curated record. Gene Ontology annotation, cellular component: mitochondrion; cytosol. Gene Ontology annotation, biological process: malate metabolic process; oxaloacetate metabolic process; tricarboxylic acid cycle. Gene Ontology annotation, molecular function: L-malate dehydrogenase (NAD+) activity. The transcript has 9 exons. Lineage: Eukaryota; Metazoa; Chordata; Actinopteri; Anguilliformes; Anguillidae. The coding region runs from base 118 to 1119 and encodes 333 amino acids.
UGCAACUAAAAUCUAGCAUAUGCGCAGUCCUGACCAACGUUGUAGAAGUAGAGGUGACCCCCCCUGUUUCAAUGAGAAGUGGGAGUGAAUAGCUGCUGAAGAUUUGUGGCUGCAAAAAUGACUGACCCCAUUAGAGUUUUGGUGACGGGUGCUGCUGGUCAGAUUGCCUAUUCCCUUCUUUAUGGCAUCGCGAAGGGUGACGUAUUCGGCAAGGAUCAGCCAAUCAUCCUUGUCCUGCUGGACAUCACGCCCAUGAUGCCAGUCCUUGAUGGAGUGGUCAUGGAGCUUCAGGACUGUGCCCUCCCACUUCUGAGAGAGGUGAUCCCAACAGACAAAGAGGAGGUGGCAUUUAAGGACCUGGAUGCUGCCAUUCUGGUGGGCUCCAUGCCCAGGAAGGAGGGCAUGGAGAGGAAGGACCUGCUGAGGGCCAACGUGGCCAUCUUCAAGUCCCAGGGGGCUGCCCUGGACAAGUACGCCAAGAAGACCGUCAAGGUCCUGGUCGUUGGAAAUCCAGCAAACACCAACUGCUUGAUUGCGGCCAAGUCUGCCCCAUCCAUCCCCAAGGAGAACUUCUCCUGCCUGACCCGCUUGGACCACAACAGGGCCCGCUCACAGGUGGCCAUGCGUGUUGGCGUGUCUGCCAACAAUGUGAAGAACAUCAUCAUCUGGGGGAACCACUCCUCCACCCAGUACCCUGAUGUCCACCACGCCAAGGUCAACUUCCAGGGCAAAGAGAUGGCUGCCUUUGAUGCUGUGAAAGAUGACAGCUGGAUCAAGGGGGAUUUCAUAUCUACCGUGCAGCAGCGCGGGGCUGCCGUCAUCAAGGCCAGGAAGCUGUCCAGCGCCAUGUCGGCAGCGAAGGCCAUCUGCGACCACAUGAGGGACAUCUGGACCGGCACCCCCGAGGGCGAGUUCGUCUCCAUGGGGAUCUAUUCCUCCGGGAACUCCUACGGCGUGCCCGAUGACCUCAUCUACUCAUUUCCUGUUACAAUCAAGAAUAAGUCCUGGAAGAUCGUGGAGGGGCUGGCGAUCAACGACUUCUCGCGUGGGAAGCUGGACGCCACGGCCGCGGAGCUGGUGGAGGAGAGGGACACCGCCGUCUCCUUCCUGGGCGUCUGACUAGCACCCGAAAAACCAACGCAACGGCACUUAGACACCCCGAAACCUCCUGACUCGCGUCUGUAAAACACUCCCGUGUGCGUACGUGUGUAUCACCGUCAAGCUGUUACAUUAAGAAAUUUAAGCUCGAUUUGCCAGACCUUGUGUCAGCAGCACUUGGGGAAUGCUCUUCAGCAGAUAUCAACGAUGCACUAGCUGUCCAGUCAUUGUAAUGGCUACAUCUUGAAUAUAACAAUAAAACCACAAAACUGUGUAAACUGGU